UUUUUUUUGGCGUAUUAUCUAAAUACAUUUUCCAUUGUAUAAAAUAAAAGCAUGAAAACACAACCAUUAUUUGGUGGUGCAAUUGAAGUUGCAGUUCAAGAUUCCUUCAUUGAUGCAAGUCAGUUUCGACAGAUUCCAGAUAAUCAAGAAGUUUUCGUUGACAUGGCUACACAACAAAGUUUAAUUUUUGAAUUGUUGGAGCAAGUCGAAGCAACCAAUGAAGAAAUUGCAAAGUUUCAUUUUCAACAAUUGGCAGAUGAUAAUGAUGCUUCUGAGAUGUCAAUUACUACAGUUGAUAUUUUAAAUCCACAAACUGCCUCUCCUCUUCUCCCAUGCAAUACAACUGAGGUUUACAUGUUGGAAGGCAUUCAAAAGAUCUCAAAAUUUAAUGAAACAAAUGCAUUCAAUACAGUUGAUAUCGUGCUUGUAGUUGUUAGACUAAAGAACGUUUCAACUGAUUUCGUUAUUUCCAUUAAUGCACCAAUUCAAUUGGAUUCAAAGAGUAGUGAACAAAAAUCAGCCAAUGAAACGAAAGCCAUUCAUAUUGAAAAUGUGAAGCAAGAUAUGCUGGCUAUUUUAAACAAACUACAGGUUAAAAAUUGGAAUCUCUUUGCUUAAUAAACCUUCCAUUUACAAGUUAAGCAUCUUCUAGAGAGCCUUUUUAAUUGUUCAGUAGCAUAGAUUAUAUUUAAUGACUUGAUCUUAAUAAUCAUUAAAAC
Messenger RNA from Cokeromyces recurvatus, 719 nucleotides. RefSeq lists its product as uncharacterized. Gene Ontology annotation, molecular function: small GTPase binding; guanyl-nucleotide exchange factor activity. Bases 52 to 618 code for a protein of 188 amino acids. The record is from RefSeq and is a predicted model, not a curated record. NCBI's taxonomy places the organism in Eukaryota, Fungi, Mucoromycota, Mucoromycetes, Mucorales, Mucoraceae. Gene Ontology annotation, cellular component: nucleus. The transcript has 4 exons. Gene Ontology annotation, biological process: protein import into nucleus.